Molecule: messenger RNA, 1409 nt
Organism: Lactuca virosa
Lineage: Eukaryota; Viridiplantae; Streptophyta; Magnoliopsida; Asterales; Asteraceae
Source: the annotation of a GenBank genome assembly
UAAAAACUAAGUUAUAAGACACCAUUCUUGGUGUUGAAUAUCUAAUCAUUUUGGCGUUUGAUUUGUGCAUUUUGUAUAUUAUAUGUGCAAAUGCGUGAAGGAAUACAAAAUAGAUUUUGGGAAUAGAUAUUCACAGCAGCACCAUGUUAGGAAUAGAUUCUUCUUAUUCUACGGACGCAAAACCAUAGUUUUUUUUUUCAGAAGGAAAAGCAGAGGCAGAUUAUAGAUUGGAGGUGUCAUCUCCAAUUGCAAGGUAGAUAAUGUCUGCCUCACAGCUCCUACGAAUCCUUCAAACCCUUCCAGCUGGCGCUGAUAAUGAAAUCUGUGCUAUCGAUACAGAUGAACUGGAGGCAAACACAAUUAGGAUCUCUAGGUGUACAAAUCCCUUUUUAUGUGACGAAGAAAACAAAAACUCCAACUUCUGGAACAACCCAGAACUCGAAAGUUCAAUUUUUGAAAACGAUUUUACUAAUAAUCAAGAACAUAAGACCACUGGAUUUUACAUUGAUAAAAACGCAGUAGAAUGCGAGUUACCGGAGUUGAUGGUAUGUUAUCAAGAGAGUGAUUUUCAAGUUAAGGAUAUCUGCAUUGAUGAAGGUAUACCUCAUGAAGAAACUAUUGCGUGCAGUUCCCUUUCUGUCAGUGAAGAUGGUGAUGACAUGAUUGAAGCCAGUCUUGAUCCCGAAUUUUUUAACCAUCAAUGGUUGAGACCUUCAUAUAUUACAGAUUGUCAAGAAAAAAUGAAUUUAAGUACAAAUUUAGAGGAUGAUGUCUCCACAGAUUCCUCCAAUAUUUCUGCAGAUGAUGUCGAUCAACAAACUCUUCAGGAAUCUGAAGCUGGAAAAGUAUUGAACGAUAGCGAGAUGGAAGGAAGUGUUGCUUUUCAUAUUGACACCAACAAACCAGCAACAUAUAAUAGUGAGCACUAUGGGGGAAUGAAUUCUGACACGAUUUAUGCACUUCCGUUAGAGACACGAAGUGAUGUCAACCAUAACCACCGUGAUGUGGCAGUCGUAGUUGCCAAUCAUGAAACACGAUAUGUUGGAGAGUCGAGUUUCUCCAUGGCAGGUGUAAUUACAGAACUUAUCUCCUGCUCCAGACCUAUAACAUUUUCAGGUGGCAUCUCCAUAUCUAAUCGAUCAGAUAGCAGUGCAACAAGCACCAGAUCCUUCGCCUUCCCCACACUGGAGGCCGAAUAUAGUAGCAGCCCAGUAAGAAUGGGAAAAGCAGAGAGAAGAAGAUUGCGGAAACAUAAAGGAUGGGGACAGGGUAUCAUCUGCUGUAAAUUCUAAAUUAAGGUGCAUAGAGUCAACAAAUUUUUAAAUUUAUCUUCGUUUUAAUUUUCGUUUCUUCUUGUGGAUAUGUACAACCAUUUUAAAUGCAUAUCGGUUUGUCAACUUUUGAUGGGC